AUGACUAUCAAAAUGGCAUGCUACUUUGGUUGGAUAGCGUUUGACUUACGUGAAGCUUUCUACCCAUUACUUACUAACAAUUAUAUCAAAUCUAACAUAAUGACCAUCGUACUUCACACCUUCUGCUUGUCAAAUCAUAUCUUUAAAUUCAUACUCAUUAAUUAUAUGUGCGAAACAGUUACCACUAAGGCAAAAGCAACAGCAGAUAUAUUAAAUAAAUUAUCAUAUGUUACUUGUGAUAUUGAAAUUCGUGAAAUCAUUUCACAAUUUUCAUUACGAAUAGUUCAUGCCCCACUUAGAUUCUAUGGAAUUGGACUUUUCCAAUUUGGUUUCAAAUUUCUUCACGGGUUUAUCACAUCUGUUGCGACUGUUGUAGUUUUAAUACUACAAGCACAAGUAAAUAAGCAAAAAUUUAUGUGA
Molecule: messenger RNA, 420 nt
Organism: Mycetomoellerius zeteki
Lineage: Eukaryota; Metazoa; Arthropoda; Insecta; Hymenoptera; Formicidae
Exons: 4
Coding region: 1-420 (139 amino acids)
Biological process (GO): sensory perception of taste
Cellular component (GO): membrane
Source: RefSeq, a predicted model, not a curated record